AUGAUGCCUAUGCCUAUGCCUUCUCAACAUUUGAUUACUUUCACGAACAUGCUAAACGUUGUGAUUGCUCGCGUAAAUCUAACAAUGCUCCAAAUGGAACCUGAAGGAUUUAAUGAUAUAUGGAAACAUGAAUGUUCUUCUAGGUUGGACGUACAUGCUGCGUGUAGCUGUCGAGACACUUCUGUGAGUCUGAGCAAAGUUAGAAAUGGUUGGGAGAUAAAAAAUGGGACCCGCGAGAAGGAGCAUGAGGCCCAGUCUCAUGUUGCCAUUGCUAAUUUUUAUGCCCCUGCGACUACGUAUGAGCUAAUGGUAAGUCGAGCAGAAUUUAUUAUGCGAGUCACAUCUCGUGGAUUGAACAAGUGCAGUGCAAUGCUACAAAGAGCACAACAAUAA
Molecule: messenger RNA, 393 nt
Organism: Sphenostylis stenocarpa
Lineage: Eukaryota; Viridiplantae; Streptophyta; Magnoliopsida; Fabales; Fabaceae
Source: the annotation of a GenBank genome assembly